CAAUCUGCACCUCGUGAGGGGACUUUCCGGUCGUUGAGCAUGUGGCGCCAGCUUGGUCCAUGACGUGGCAAACCAGCUUCGAAUCAUUGUGUUUAAUUGAAAAGCAGGGGUCCAGGUGGUCUGUUGUAUAUGCCGAAGUAUAGCGAGUUCUACGAUUGGAUGAAGCCAGCAGCUCGGGUCGAAAGACGCUCAAUCGGUAAUCAGCCGCACCCAAUUGGUUCUAUACUUAGUUUCCUCCUCUUCCUCGCACUGUAGCUUCUGAGCUCUUGUUUUGGUUGUUGUCUUUCUCUUUGCAGCUUUUUUCAUCUUUCGCUGCAGCGCUCUAUCCAAUUGACAAUGGCUAGCAAACUCAAAACCCUCAUUGGGACUAUCAAGCGGAAGCCGUCCCAGGCACCGGAUGGUAAAUCGGACCAAGAAGCCUCUGGAGAAGUUGAAACGAAGAAAACAUCCCUGGGCCACGAUCUCACCCACCUCAAUGGCACACAAGCAAAGACGGUUGCACAUGCCAUCACCACACUCGCGUCAGGAAAGCCUCUGGAUGAUAAGGAACUUCUGCUUGAAAAUGGAGUCUCGAUGCUUCAAUCCCUAUCGCCCAGCAGCGCUCUGAGCAAAACCAUCUCGGAUGGCUUCAUUAGCAUGUUGUGGCAUGAUCUGCCCCAUCCACCACCCACUAUGACGGGGCCAUCCUCACGGUACCGUCAGCAUGAUGGAAGCGGAAAUAACCCUUGGGUUCCUGGCAUGGGACGUGCGGGAUCAGCCUAUGCGAGAAAUGUUCCGGCGACGAAAGCUAAGGGCCCAAACCUACCGGACCCAGAGCUUGUCUAUGAUCAACUCCUUCGCCGAAACGGACCAUUCAAGCCUCACCCAUCUGGUCUGAACCGCAUGUUCUUCUCUUUUGCGACAAUUGUCAUUCAUGAGUGUUUCCAAACAUCGCGCAAAGAUCCCUGGAUCAACAAUACUUCCAGCUAUGUGGAUCUAAGCACCCUCUACGGCAAUACUGAGAAGGAGCAAGUUCGCGUGAGAACAUAUGAGAAUGGCCGACUCUACCCUGAUUCCAUCGCCUCGGAGAGAAUCAUGAUGAUGCCUCCGGGUGUUACUGCACUGCUAAUUAUGUUUUCUCGCAACCAUAAUCACAUUGCGGAGGAUCUCUUCUCUGUGAAUGAGGACGGACGCUACAAGCCUUGGGAUACCCUUGAUGAGGCUCAGAAGAAAUGGCAAGAUGAGGAUAUUUUCCAGUUAUCCCGAAACAUCAAUGUCGGCUUCUUUGCUUCUGUAGUACUAAAGGACUAUGUGGCGGCCAUCCUCAACACACCACGCGCCAACUCAACAUGGACCUUGGACCUCGGAGCCGAGAUUAAAAAGUCUGGACAGAGAGUAGAAAGAGGCACUGGCAACGUUGUCUCUGUCGAAUUUGCAGUCUUGUACCACUGGCACGCUGCUCUGAGCGCGGCUGACGACAAGUGGAUGGAAGGCUGGUUAAAGAGGAAUCUACCAGACAUCACAUCCACUGACGAAAUUAAUGCUGAUCUCUUUGCCAAGGUUACCAUGGCAGAGGGUCAUAAACUGAUGGCAACUGAGCCUAGGAACUGGACCUUUGGCGGAAUAGAGCGUGGCCCUGACGGAGCCUUCUCUGAUGUCGAUCUUGCUGAGAUUCUCAAAGACUGUAUCGAAGAGCCUGCGCACGCCUUUGGUGCUCAUGGGACGCCUGAGAGUCUGAGAAUUAUUGACAUUAUGGGCCAGCUUCAAGCCCGAAAUGUCUUCAAUGUUUGCACCAUGAACGAAUUCCGUCGAUACCUUAAUCUCCGACCCUACAAGACCUUCGAGGAAUGGAACCCAGACAAGGAAACUGCUAGAGCAGCAGAGCUUCUGUAUGGGCACAUUGACAACUUAGAGCUUUACCCAGGCCUUAUGGCAGAGGUUACCAAGCCUGCCAUGCCAGGCAGCGGUGUCUGCCCAGGCCAGACUACCGGCAGAGGUAUUCUUGAUGAUGCCGUUUCGCUAGUCCGAGGAGACCGUUUCCUUAGUUACGACUUCAACAGCAACACACUUACCAACUGGGGCUUUGCGAAACUUCAUGUUCUUCCAGGCGGUGCGUACGGCGGAAUACUGCCGAGCAUCCUUUUCAAUGGUCUCCCUGGCUCGUGGACAGGCACAUCCUCUUAUGUGCUUCUACCAUUUUACACACCCACCGCAGCCAAGGAAAUCUUGACCAAGAACAAGGUCGUGGCAAAAUAUGAUCUCAAGAGGCCACCCAGCGACAGGCAAGUGGUCGGCAUUCACACGCAAGAAGGAUGUAAGAAAGUUUUUGAAGAUCGCGAAAACUUCAAAGUCAUGUAUCAAAAGGCUAUCCGCGAAUGCACUGACGGCCAUGACUUUAUGAUUGGCUGGGACGACGCAGAGCGACACGACCCUCGAUCUAAGAUUCUGCACAGCGUCUUUUUCGAAGAAGGCUUCGAGGCCAACCUUACCAAGUUCUUCCGCACGCACGUUGCAAAGCAGAUCAAGGAGCAUUCUCUCGCAUAUUCAAAGAGCACCCGGAGGUCGAUCGACAUCGUUCGCGAUGUUACCAAUGUCGUUCCUAUGCUCUGGCUCGCCGACCGCUUUGCGCUUCCCCUCAAGACGGCAGCUACGCCUCAUGGUCUGUUAACCGUGCCGCAAGCCUUCCAGGCCUAUCUCGUUCUAUUCAUGUACCAGAGUUUCAAUAUCAUCCCAGGAAAUGAGUGGAUCUUGCGCGAAGGCUCUGCUACAGCCGCGUCUGUUCUUCGAACCGUGUUCUCCACACACCUGAAGACACAGCGUGGUGUCAAGGAGCGCGUUGUAGACUGGUUUGCCAAGGGGAGCGCGUUUGAAGUUAGCCCGGAUGCCGAUAGACUCUACCAUGCGCUCAAUGCAACCAAACUUCCCAUUGGUGACCUCGUUGGCGAUUGCAUUGGUAUGGGCGCGCCCGUGGCUGGCAACCUCACGCAGCAAGCCUCGCUUCUGAUUGAUCUAUACCUUAGCGAGGGCUACGAAGAGUAUAAGAAUCGCAUCAUUGAGCUGGUACAUAAGGACGAUGACGCAUCGGAGCGAGAACUUCAGGGUUUCGUCUUUGAAGGUAUUCGACAUGCGGGCGUCGUUCCUGGGCUUCCUCGUGUUGCUGCAAAGGACGUUACAGUUGUGGACGGCGCGCGGGGCCCUGUUGAGAUCAAGGCGGGCCAUACGAUCCUCAUUGCAACAUCGUCGGCGGCGAUGGAUCCCGUGGCGUUCCCAGAACCCGAAAAGAUCAAUCCUCAUCGCCCUUUCUCGUCGUACAUCUUGCUUGGCCACGGCCUUCACUUCUGUUUCGGAGCCCGAAUGGUUGGCGCCUCACUUGCUGCUACACUUCGUGAAGUGUUUAAGCUUAAGAAUCUGCGCCGUGCAAAUGGCAGACUGGGCCGAUUUACUGUUGUUGGCCACGAGUUUGCUGGUGUAAGAAUGCGAAAGUAUCUGGAUGCAAAUGCAAAGGAGUCGCCGAUUCCUACUACUUUGACUUUAGAGUAUGAUGCGGACGAGUAAUAGCGAUGCAGUUGACGUUGGCUUAGUUUUAAAUCUAUUUAUAAUUUUCUUGGAUUAAUACAGAAUUAUCGUUGCCCUGUGGCUGUCUAGGCGCAAACACCAGCGACAUUGUGUAGACUCCUGCCAUUGCGAAGCUGACCAGCCAUUGCAUGUAGCCAAGUACGUUGUAGACAAUAUGUAUUACGUUUUAUUACAGU
Messenger RNA from [Torrubiella] hemipterigena, 3731 nucleotides. NCBI's taxonomy places the organism in Eukaryota, Fungi, Ascomycota, Sordariomycetes, Hypocreales, Clavicipitaceae. The record is from the annotation of a GenBank genome assembly.